AGGAGGAAGCGGGUGAGGAGCGCUCGCAGCCCCGGGGCCGAUCCUACGGCCCGCAGCAGAAUUUCCGCACUCUGGACCGACCAGGCGGGCUGCUGCCCUCUGGGGAAAGGGUCUUUAACCGUGAGCAUCGUCGGCAGGAAGGCGGAGAGGCCUUGGCAAAUCUAGGAGAAUCCUCCGGUCUCCUUUUGGGGGCCCCUGCCCCCUCUACUCGGGCUGCUGCGUCCCGCCGCGUCCACAGCCCGGCGAAGUCCAGGCCGGCAGUCACCCAGGUGCAGAGCGAGCUUGAAAGAGACAGCGGAAGGACUUUCCCGGACCGCGCUGUCGCUCACCGGCCCACACCAAUCACCACGCACUUUGCCCUCGGGCCCACCUCUUUGUGGGGCGUGUCCCUAGUGAGUGAUAGACAGAGCCGCCCGGCCCCGCUCAGCCCAGCCCACGUUGCUGCUUAGAUUGAAAUGCAGAACUCAAGCCUCUUUCAUCAGGGCACAGACUUCCUUUUACUCCUUCCUUUUGCACUCUCGCCGCCUCCUCUUGGGGAGAAGCGGAGGCACCAGCGACACAGGGCAGCGACAGGCUGGGCCACUGAGGCCGUGCGAAAAGUUUCUUUCUGGAAGCGCGGAACUGGGCCCCGGUUGGUGUGCUGCUCGGAGCAAUGGAGCCAGCCUUCGGGGAGGUGAACCAGCUGGGAGGAGUAUUUGUGAACGGGAGGCCGCUGCCCAACGCCAUCCGGCUUCGCAUCGUGGAACUGGCCCAACUGGGCAUCCGACCGUGUGACAUCAGCCGCCAGCUACGGGUCUCUCACGGCUGCGUCAGCAAGAUCCUGGCGCGCUACAACGAGACAGGCUCGAUCUUGCCAGGAGCCAUCGGGGGCAGCAAGCCUCGGGUCACCACCCCCACCGUGGUGAAGCACAUCCGGACCUACAAGCAGAGGGACCCCGGCAUCUUCGCCUGGGAGAUCCGGGAUCGCCUAUUGGCCGACGGCGUGUGUGACAAGUACAACGUGCCCUCCGUGAGCUCCAUCAGCCGCAUCCUGCGCAACAAGAUCGGCAACUUGGCCCAACAGGGCCAUUACGACUCAUACAAGCAGCACCAGCCGGCCCCGCAGCCGGCGCUGCCCUAUAACCACAUCUACUCUUACCCCAGCCCCAUAACAGCGGCUGCCGCUAAGGUGCCCACGCCGCCCGGGGUGCCGGCCAUCCCCGGCUCGGUAGCCAUGCCGCGCACCUGGCCUUCCUCCCACUCCGUCACCGACAUCCUGGGCAUUCGCUCCAUCACCGACCAAGGAGUGAGCGACAGCUCCCCAUACCACAGCCCCAAAGUGGAGGAGUGGAGCAGCCUGGGCCGCAACAACUUCCCCGCCGCCGCCCCGCACGCGGUGAACGGGCUGGACAAGGGAGCCUUGGAGCAAGAAGCCAAGUACGGUCAGGCACCAAAUGGCCUCCCAGCGGUGAGCAGUUUUGUGUCAGCAUCCACCAUGGCUCCUUAUCCUACCCCGGCCCAAGUGUCGCCAUACAUGACCUACAGCGCUGCUCCUUCUGGUUAUGUUGCUGGACAUGGGUGGCAACAUGCCAGCGGCACCCCACUUUCCCCCCACAACUGUGACAUUCCCGCGUCGCUGGCGUUCAAGGGGAUGCAGGCAGCCCGAGAAGGUAGUCACUCUGUCACAGCUUCUGCACUCUGAUGGGAAAUUCCAUCUGCAACAGCUUCACCCGGGCCCCCCCUCUUAGCACACCCUCCCCCCUUCCCUGGUCUCGGAUCCCACCCCUGCUGCCCUCCAACCCUUCUGCCUGGACAGCUGGCUUUAUGGACUCACCUCCUUUGUGCUGAUGACACUUAAAUAUUUCUUGCCAUAACUUCUCUCUCACAGAAAACCUGACAUGACUUUAGGAUUUAAAAACAAAAGCAUUAUUAAGGACUGAAUGAGACAUUUAUGCUGCCCACACACUGUUUUAAUGUAGUGAAGAAACCUGCACCCCUCAAAGGGCUUAAGGAACUUUUUAAAUUAGUCUUUGGUAAAACCACAUGUGUAUAUUUAUUCUAAAUCAACCUAAACUUUUGAAAUGUGCAAUUGUUAAGAUUUUGCAAAAUCAAUAAAGGAAAAUACAUGUAGAAAAAAGUAAUGCUACACCCUCUAAUCAAAUAAGGUGACCAAAUAAGCCUUAAUUCAUCAUUAGGAAACCAAUCAGCAGUUGAUUUGAGUGAUCCUUUGUUUAUUUUUAAGAGAUGACCUAUUUUGUUGGAGAAUAUAUGUAUAACACAAGCAGUAUCUGAAUUUAGCUCCUCCUGGUGUUUUGACUUGGUUCCAAAUACGAUAAUGUUUAUAUUUUCUAUUAGUUUGUAAAUAAUGGACUCUGGAUGGUGCAUUUGUGUUUUCAUUCCAUGGGAUACUCCCCUCCCCCACCCUUCUCUAUUUUUUCUUUCUUUUGCAAAGGUGACUUACUGGCAAUGUCUUUGUCUCUGUUUGGUGGUGGGCCACUUGGGCUCCUGGACCUGGACUUGCCCCAAAUUCUGUGUGUGCAGUGAAGGCUUCAACAUCCCAUGAAGGACAUUUUCUUUCUACAGCAGAGGAUUCAAAAACAGAUAGAACAAGCCAGUCUCCCAUUUUGUAUUCUAAUCAAACAACACACAUGCCAAACAUAUAAAGGCAAGAGGGUGGAAAAUAUCUGAAUAAGAAGGCUCUAAAGAAAGUCACUUAGAAACUUAAGUUUAAUGUGAAACGCUUUGCAAAGACACUUAAAAUGAACUUUAUGUUAAGAAAACCACUGUGAAACUAAAUUGUACUGUUGUUGUUGGCUUACCUGUGUGUUCAGCAAUCUCAGCCCAAAAUUAUGUUGUAAUUUAAAGAAAAUGGAAAAUUCUGCUCUGAUGAAUGUAAAAAUGGCUUGCUGUGAAGUUUACAUUGUUGUACAGAAGCAUGUUUCACAUGUGGGCAAACUGGUGGUGGUAUUAGGAACACAAAUGCUAUUUAAUUUUUAAAAAUUCCCUUUAUUCAUUUCUGGAUUUACAGGACACACUUUAAACGGAUAAAUCUUUCUAAACCAAUUUUAAUGGUAAUAAUAGAGCUGUGGGGGGUGUGUGUGUGUGUGAGCGUGUGAUUAUGUGUUGUAUUUUAAAACAAUUGAUUUUCUUGGGCAAAAUUCUACAGUUUUUAUCUCUUCUGUUUAGAAAGUUCUUCCUGCUUGGCCAUAUAGUCUUGAAAAUACGUUUUUAAAACAUUGGUACAAGUCAUCUAUUGGAAAAUUAAUAUAUUGCGAGUUUUGGGGUGUUAAUUCUGUGCAAUAACUAAAAGGGCACAUCACUAGACAUGGAUGUUAAAGACGCAUUCGUUAGGUGAUUUUGAUUUCUUCCUAUCUGUGCUGUGCACAGCCUCCGUGGCAGUCCACUUCUGUCACAUUGGUUUCAUGGCUUCAUUUAAAACUCAGAUGGCUAGAUUAGCUAGGUCUUCAAAUCACUAGGAUGUAAACAGCAGAUUUCUGACAUACAAGUUAUGUUCGAGGAAUUGCUUUUCUCAAGCAGCAGAUACAUUACGGAGAGCUUUGAACUGCAUUUAUUUCUAAAGCAACCGAAAUUCAGUGCUACAAACAGGGGAUUAUAACUUCAGGAGAAGAAUAGCAGAAGGAGCAGAUGAACUCUCAGGGCCACAGUCUUCCUUUGAUCUUGUAAAACUCCUAUUGACAUCUGGAGUUCCCAGUCUGGUGAGAAAAUAGACUAUAAACCGAAUGGAACAAAAAUACCAGUCCAAUAUUUUGGUGGAGACUCUAAAACCAUACCAUACAGGGACUCUCCUGCCAUCCAGAAAAACUGACAUAAGGUACAGAAUUAUUCCUUAUCAGAUGUUUUUAGGUGGGUAUUAGGAGUCUUUAAAAAAUAUCAAUCAUUUGUAUGGAAACACAACUAAACCUUAUUUUCUUUUAUCUAAAUUAAGAAAUCUCUUUUUAUUAUGCUAUUUAUAAUUUUUUCUGGUUCUUGUACUUUUAAAAAAUCUAAUAUUAAUGGUAUCAAAGUUUUCUCUCCCUCCCCUCUGGCCCCCAGUCUUUUCUUAGCAACAGUGAAUUCACAUGAAGUAAAUUUAAAAAGACAACAGAAACCCCAAAUAUAAUUUGCUAUUCAAAGCAAAUUAUGGUUUAAAGCUACUUUUAAAAAUAGAGAUGGAAAAUGGAUUGGGAUAUGGGGUUGGGAAUUGUUUGAUUUUUAGACAUUAUUAUUAUUGGUUAAUGUUGACAUAUUUCCUGUUUCUUAGGGGGUAAAAGUGUUGUUUUUAAACUGGAAAAUGCACUCUUUCAGAGAUCCUUUUCCAUCCCAUCCACAUGGAGAGGUGAAAGGUUCAAUUUCAUGGCCUCUAUGCAGGCAGUACUCUCUUUCACAGGAUGCAAGAGUAUUACCUGCAAGGAUAGAAUGCAGUUGUAUAACAGACAUUCUUAUUUCUCUUGUUUUUUCCUACUUUUAAUGACUCUCUUAUUGAAUAUUGGGUUGAACUAUAAAUUAAAAAACAUGUUGCAAAGGAUGUACAACCGAAGGCUGUGUAUGUAUAUACAGUAUGUCAAAAAGCCUUUAUUUUUAUACUUUAAAUGCUCUAAAUUAAUAAAAAGUAAUAAUUACCAUGUUAUCUUUUAUUUUUUUAUUUUCAAAAUGCUUUAGUGAUGUAGCCUCAUGGUAGAAAUAUCCCAUACUAGUAGUUAAGAGCGGGUGUCAUCUAGAAUGUGCAGAUAUUUUUGUUGACUUUAGUUACUGAAGUAACAUCAUUUCAGGAUGCAGAUAUAAAAUCAAGUUUGGUUGUAUCAAGGCCUAGGAGACAUUUUUCGGAGUGCACAUUAAUACAGAACUCUUUGGAAAUGCUAAGUAUGUACUUCUGUUUUGAAACAUUUUCCCCUGCAUAAUACGUAUUUUAACGUUGCAAAUAGCAGAUUUCAUACCUGAAGCUGUCACUUAUAACCAGUAAUCUGAAAAUGUAUUUUCCUCUAAACAUUUUUUUUUUUUAAUUGGGGAACAUUGGGGAACAGUGUGUUUCUCCAGAGCCCAUCAUCUCCAAG
Rhinolophus ferrumequinum (greater horseshoe bat) is the source of this 5030-nucleotide messenger RNA. RefSeq names its product paired box 9 (gene PAX9). Gene Ontology annotation, molecular function: RNA polymerase II cis-regulatory region sequence-specific DNA binding; DNA-binding transcription factor activity, RNA polymerase II-specific. Bases 653 to 1681 code for a protein of 342 amino acids. Lineage: Eukaryota; Metazoa; Chordata; Mammalia; Chiroptera; Rhinolophidae. The transcript has 5 exons. The record is from RefSeq and is a predicted model, not a curated record. Gene Ontology annotation, biological process: regulation of transcription by RNA polymerase II; anatomical structure development.